AUUCAGUAUAAAACGAACUCGCUUGGAGUGUACACCAUUGAAAAUUUAAAUUUUGCAUUUUAAAAACUAAAUACACAUAUUUGUUUAUUAAAAAAAGCAUCUGUGAACGAAAGAUUAAUUGUUUUUGAAAUGAAACUAAUCAUUGCACUAAUUGUAUUUGCUGCUUGUCUAUUACGCAGUGGACAUGCUAUCAAAUGCUAUCAAUGCAAAUCACUAACAGAUGCGAAUUGUGCAAAGGACGUCAUUGAUGCUACUUCGAAUAUACAUAUAGUGGAUUGCGAUAUGGUAUCGAAACCAAAUACAAUGGACCAGUUAAUUCCUGUAACCAAAUGUAACAAAGUAAUAACAAGCGACAAGGCUGGUAUUAUAGUUUCCCGUGACUGUCAUUUCGAAGUAGUGGGACAGAAGCCCGAUGUUUGCACCGUAUCCCACAGCCGUGAAGUUCAAAACUGCCAUAUCUGCAAAGGUGAUUUGUGUAAUGCUUCCUCUGCUGGACGUUUAAUGUAUACCGGCUUGGCGGCGCUUUUUGGAAUGGUCGUAAUGCAGUUUGUGUUAUAAAUAUUGUUUGUUUCUUACACUUAUUCGUAAACAUAUUAUAUAUAAAUAUACGUGUAUAUACAUAAUUAUGUAAUAUUUAAAGUGUAAAAUUUAAUUUCAAAAAUAGUUUCAGUUUCAAAAUUCAUAUCAAAAUUGAGGAAUACAUACUCUUAUUGCAAUUAUCAAACUAGUAAAAGUAAGCAACAUGUUAAAUUACCUGAUACAAUGUAAUAAAAGGUUGUCGUUUUCAAAUAUAUGUACA
Molecule: messenger RNA, 799 nt
Organism: Anastrepha obliqua
Lineage: Eukaryota; Metazoa; Arthropoda; Insecta; Diptera; Tephritidae
Gene: atilla
Exons: 3
Coding region: 130-558 (142 amino acids)
Biological process (GO): regulation of synaptic transmission, cholinergic; positive regulation of voltage-gated potassium channel activity; sleep
Source: RefSeq, a predicted model, not a curated record